Mesorhabditis spiculigera is the source of this 573-nucleotide messenger RNA. The record is from the annotation of a GenBank genome assembly. NCBI's taxonomy places the organism in Eukaryota, Metazoa, Nematoda, Chromadorea, Rhabditida, Rhabditidae.
AUGGCGAUGGCUGACGACGAUGUCGAUCAGGCACCCUAUCCGCCGGAAUCCAUCCGCCGCGAUGACAACCGUCGCAUCGGCGCGGCGCGAUGCUGCUUUGGGCGUUUUUCCUCGAAAAUCGGCGCCUUCGUCCUCACGUCGUUCUGGGCGCAUCAGAUUGCUCUUGCGAUGAUUUACACGUUUCACAACCAUGACUGGCAGUCGCCCAGCAAUUUGCCGUUGACGCCGAUCCGCCUAUUCCAAUUGCUAACGGUGGCCAUCUGCUACAUCGGCCUCUGGCGGCAUAAAUGCUAUUAUCUGGUGCCGUUUAUUGUCUUUCAGUUGACGCUCGGCUCGUACGCGGAUCUGACCACGUGGAUGCUGCUGGUCAAGGCGCACAGUCAAAAGGAUACGGUUCCUCCCGUGUAUUUUAGCACUCCCCUCAUCUAUCUGGUGCUGCCGAUCCUGAUCUACGCAGCGUUCUGCGUCUUCUUCACCUACGUCAUGUACAAGUGCUACGCCUUUUUCAAGGCAAAGCAUUCUACCUCGACGCGUCCGCCGGAAACGCAGGAUCUUACCGAGUUGGAGACGUUC